AAAAGUGGCAGGUGCAUGCGCACUGUAGCAUUCUAAGGCGCUGUUAUUCCGCUUUGCCCUCCCCGUAAAUAGCAUCACACAAUAUCGUACACUCUUCUUAAUCCUGUCUCCACGGCAACCACUCUUGGAAGAGAAACAUUUUCAGCAUGGUAUGAAGGGAAGGCGGACGGACUGGAAUUUCAUGUUAGAACGCGCUGAGGGACUACAGGAAGCUGACGCUUUGCUGUGAGCCCUGGAGGGUUAUGCACUUCUUCACCGAGUAGACAGCACAAGUGUCCCGUGCUUCCAGAGCCUGGCCAUGCGUGUCCCGCCGGAGGUCCUGUGGGCAUGGAUGGAGCUGCACGACUCGGUGUCCCUGUACGCAGCCGAGAAGAAGAUCCGGCGGGCCGCCGGGCUCAAGCGCUGGCAGCUGCAGCGCUGGCCCCGCCUGCCCCCGGGGCACCAGCACUCGCCCCUGGACGAGCGCAGGCUGCACCACGCGGCCUGGAACGGCUGUCUGGACCAGGUCAAAGCCCUCCUCGAGCUGCCCGUGCCGGCAGACUGCCAGGACCCCCAGGGCUGGACAGCCAUACACCACGCCGCGUUUGGUGGCCACCUCCCUGUGGUUAAAUUCUUGCUCCGGAGAGGCACAGAAGUCAACUGCAGGGACUUCUUCAACUGCACGCCCCUGCACCGGGCCUGCUGGAAUGGCCACGCGCAGACGGCCGAGAGCCUCCUGCAGCAGGGGGCCUCCCACGAGAUGCGAACCUGCUCCGGCCAGACCCCCCUGCACCUGGCCGCGGCCAACGGCCACCUGGAGACGGUGCAGGUCCUGCUGAGGUUCCACGCCCAGGCAGACUCCAGGGACAUCCACAAAUGGACCCCGCUGCACUGGGCGGUGUUCGGCGGGUGGGGGGAGAUGGUGCAGCUGCUCCUGGGGCAAGGGGUGACGGCGGACGGGGACGAGGGCGGGGGCAUGAGCCCCCUGCAACUGGCCGUGCUGGCCGGGAACGAGGCCAGCGUCAGGCUCCUGCUGCGCUGCGGUGCCAGCGCCAACGCCAGGGGCCAGGACGGGAGGACGGCCCUGCACGUCUGCGCGACCUCCGGCAACAAGAAGAUUCUUCAGCUGCUGCUGACUGGGGGCGCAGAGGUGGGGGCUGUGGACACAGAUCACGUGGCCCCGCUGCACCUGGCAGCUGGGGCCGGCUCUCGCGCCGUCGUGCACCUGCUGAUCCUGAGCGGGGCCGGGCUCAAUGCACAGGACCGCCUGCAGAUGACCCCCCUCCACCACUCGGCCAUGCGGGGCAACACGGAGGCAGCCAAGCUUCUGCUGUACUAUGGGGCCAAGGUGGACGUGGCCGAGCGCCUGGGACGGACGCCCCUCCACUUAGCCUCCGAGAAGGGCCACUGCGAGAUGCUUCGUAUCCUGUUGGAGGGCGGGGCCAACCCACUGCUCCGGUCACACUGGCAGGAGACUGCCAGUGACAUAGCAUCUGAGCAUAAGCAGCACAAUGCACUGCAGGUCAUUCAAUCGUACCUGAGGACCCUGCAAAAGACCCAUGCUAAGGGCCGGCAACACAGCAUCCUAUAGUAGCUUCUAAGAUGAAGCUACAAUUACAAUGGUGUUUGUCUGUUUGUUACAGUGAAUUGUAAGUUACAAUUCACAUGAUGUGGUUAUAUAUGCACUGGUCAUUUAAAUAUUUUUAAGCCUAACCAAUUAACAUUUUUUAAUCUAGUAAAUUAUAUAAACACUUCACAAAAAUUGUAUAUUAAACUACGCUAAAGCCAAUUCCUUUAUUUAGCAGUACUUUAAUUGCUGAUUCAAAAAUCUCUUAAUCGCAUUCAAUGAUUCGUGAUAUUUAGUUGUUUUAUGAAAUGUAUGCAGUAAUAAAAAAUAAAUGUUGGUGCUAUCUUCCGUG
Messenger RNA from Anguilla anguilla (European eel), 1898 nucleotides. RefSeq names its product ankyrin repeat domain-containing protein. Bases 299 to 1570 code for a protein of 423 amino acids. The record is from RefSeq and is a predicted model, not a curated record. The transcript has 4 exons. Gene Ontology annotation, biological process: positive regulation of transcription by RNA polymerase II. NCBI's taxonomy places the organism in Eukaryota, Metazoa, Chordata, Actinopteri, Anguilliformes, Anguillidae. Gene Ontology annotation, molecular function: transcription cis-regulatory region binding; protein binding. Gene Ontology annotation, cellular component: nucleus.